UGUUACCUAGACUGUUAGGUGGAUUGGAUGUCUUGCAUUUGUAUUGGUAGAUUUGUGUACUGAAAGAUGUAUUUUGAUGGAGACAAAUGAGGGAUCAAGAUUUAUCGGCUCGUUACACUAGCCCUCUCGUUCUCAAUCUAAGAUGCAUAUUCGACACGAUGUGAACACUUUAUCGCUGAUAAGUCUGUUUUCGGUCUCUUGUGUCAACCAGUAGUUGUCACUGAUUAAACACCGAAAGAUGUAUUUUGUUGCAUCUAUGUUAGAUUUUUAUUUAAGGUGAUGGUGAUUAAUGAGGGAUCAAGAUUUAUCGGCUCGUUACACUCGCCCUUUCGUUUUCAAUCUAAGAUGCAUAUAUACGACAUGAUGCUAACGCUUUAUUGCCCGAGAAUGCCUAAUUCGAGCCUUUUUGUCUUCACAUUCCCUUAUGGAUUCAGUGGAACGCUCGCCGAGAAAGAGUAGAUUGGCCCGGGCCAUCGCCAAGGUCUUGCACGUUCGUGCAGUCACGGGAGUAGCUCCAGACGAUGGCGGUAUUCGGAAGGCAAAGUCUCGUGACAAGGCAGAGAAAGAUGGUUUCGAGGCUCAGACGUUUAGAGACAGAGACGAGGAGGAGCUUCGCCACGAUGGCCGGAUGGUCCAAGAAGCCUUUCUCUCAAAACUAUUUGCUUCAGUGUCUGCUGUUAAAGCUGCGUACGCGGAGAUGCAGUUCGCGCAAUCUCCUCCCGACGCGGAUGGAAUCCAAGCGGCCGACGAGAUGGUCAUAUCCGAGCUCAAGCGUCUGUCCGAGUUGAAGCAGGCUUACUUGAAGAAACAGCUGAACGAGGCGUCUCCAGGAACGACGUUGCUCUUAUCCGAGAUUCGAGAGCAGAGGAGUACGCUGAAAAUGUACGAGGUCACGGCCAAGAAGCUCGAUUCUCUGCUCAAACACCGAGACUCGGAGACCGCCUCUCUAAAAAAGAAGCUCUCAGAAGCUAAUAAGGCUAACAAGCUGCUCGAGACGAGGCUGAGCUCGAGCGGGCAAUUUUUCUCUCCCGAGACGAGGGUCGGAAACUUCGUAUCGUCCCACCGGGAGACGUUGAAAUCUAUCCGAGCCUUCGUGCGGCUUCUGAUCACAGAGAUGGUAUCUGCUGGCUGGGAUUUGGAUGCAGCGGCCGAGGUGAUCGAGCCAGACGCUCGUUUCCGUAACCCUAGCCAUAAGUGUUUUGCAUUCGAGUCCUUCGUGUGCGAAAAAAUGUUCGAUGGAUUCAACCGCCCUAAUUCUUCGUUCGCAGCAUUCUGUCGCGCGAAGUAUUUGAGGCUCGUGCACCCGAAGAUGGAAGCGUCUCUCUUCGGCAGCUUGGACCAAAGGGAUAGCGUGGAAUCCGGUGGGCUCCCGGAUACGCCCUUCUUCGCAGCAUUCAGCGAGAUGGCGAAGCGCGUGUGGCUAUUGCAUCGCCUGGCUCUAUCCUCCGAGCCGGAGAUCUCUGCCUUCCAAGUAAGGAAGGGGAGCCGGUUCUCGGAGGUGUACAUGGAGAGCUUGAGCGACGAUGCCAUGUUGCUUCCGGAGCCUCUCGUGGCGCUGAGCGUCGCGCCGGGGUUCAGGAUUGGCAAGAGUGUCGUUCAGUGCCAAGUUUAUCUGUGCUGAUCUUGUUCUUGGAUGAGGUCUUAGGCUUGGUUUUAGGUUAGUUUUUUUUUUUUUUUUUUGGUUUAAAGGAAUAUGUGUUUGUUAGAGCUUCCAAUUUUGCUAGUAGGAUGGUAAGUGUAUAUUGUAAUUGUAGUGUACUUGUAUGCAUUUUUAUGUGCCAUAUAAUAGGUACAUCUAUUUGAUGGGCUAAUCCGAAAUUAUACAAAAAUUAACAUCCGUAAAUAAUGUUAA
Salvia hispanica is the source of this 1852-nucleotide messenger RNA. RefSeq names its product protein GRAVITROPIC IN THE LIGHT 1-like. Gene Ontology annotation, biological process: response to red or far red light; negative gravitropism. The record is from RefSeq and is a predicted model, not a curated record. NCBI's taxonomy places the organism in Eukaryota, Viridiplantae, Streptophyta, Magnoliopsida, Lamiales, Lamiaceae.